AUGACCAGGAAACAGGCGAUUGAGUAUGCUCUGGUUAAAAUACCCGAAAUUCUUCCCUUGGAGAAACUCGAGGUUGAAAACUUAUGCGAACAGAUACUCGAAACAAAUCACGAUCCAGAGAGCAUCGCGGAAGCUUUCUUAGGCAUUUUGGGGCAAGACGAUUUACCCUUUGAAUUUGUAUUCAAGUUCAACGAGAUUUUGGAUUUACGGGAUGACACUGAUGCAAAGCCGGACUCUGCAGCUACAAGUAUACCCAAAUUCGAGCAGCAGGAAAAGAGAAAGGAAAGAUCGGAAACGCAUAGUAAGUUAAAAUCUCCCCAAAGUAAGAUAGAGCCUUCCCAAAGUAAACCUUUGAAAAGUGAUGGAAAAAUCCAAUCUUCUGGACGGAAACCUGUUUCUGCUAAGCACUCAGAAAAGGUAACAAAUAACGGGCCAUCGAAGAAAACGAAAAGUUCCAAGCAAACUAAGCUACAAUCAUUACAAGAAAUUAACGAUGCUUUGAACCUUUUGACUAUGAAUCGCGACAAAGUAGAUGCUACGCAAUAUAAAUGUAACUGCCAAGGUAACGUCCACCCUAUAUUUUCAAUUGCACCAAACUGUCUUUUUUGCGGAAAAAUUGUAUGCAUCAAGGAAGGGCUUCAUUUAAACGACUGUGCCUUUUGUGGCGCUGAGUUGAUUCCUUUCAAAGAAAGAAUGGAGCUGGUUGAGGCUCUCAAAAUGGAGGAAAAUGAAAUCAAUGAUGUUUCCAAGUCUGAAACCGCUGCCAAAAGAACCGGUGAACCGAAGAAAAAACCUGUAAAGACGUAUAAGAUUUCUUCCGGUAUGGGGAAGAAUUUAUUUGCUCAACAAGAUAAACUGUUUGACUUUAUAGAGAGACAAAAGGAAAGAGAAAGGAAAAGAGAAGAGGUUCUUCGAGAGAAAACUGAGGAACAAAUAAUGCAGGAAGCUACAGAACGGAAAGAGGAAAGCGAAAAGAAUGUGGAUAAAGACCUAAGAGAUGCUCAAGAAAGAUUAGACAACCUUUUGCAUUUUCAGGAUACGUCAGCGCAACGGACCAAAAUUAUCGACAAUGCCAGUGAUUUUAGCAUGUCCAAUGAAAGCGGUCUAUGGGGCGAUGCCAGAGAGAGAGCUUUAAUGCUAAAGAAACAGCAGAGAAACAUGAGGAAAUGGGAAAAUCUAGAAAAAGAGAGGAACGGUCGGCGUGACAAGUAUGUUGUUAGUAUGGAUAUCAAAUUAGACGGUAAAGUUGUUAUGAAAGAGGUUGUUAAAGACAAUAACGCUGUGUAUGCGAAUUCAGAUGAGGAGUUGGAAAAUAUCAGCGACGAAGAUGAUGCCAGAGAUCUGAUGGAUAUAAAGAAAUACAAGGAGGAGCUGUCGGCAGAAAAAGAAUUACACAAUGCAAAGUUGGAGUCCAAUAUAUGGGACUACGAAAAGGACAAGGCACAAUUUGAGCGUCCCAUGUAUGUCGGAACCUCUCCAGAACCUGAAGAGAGUAACAUAACUGAGAGUAACGGAACCGAGAGAAAAUGGAAAUCCAGAAUUCAAGUUAUACCGGAUGAUGAAACUUCAUUGGAACAAAAUAUUCUUGCAGCUUUGUAA
Huiozyma naganishii CBS 8797 is the source of this 1599-nucleotide messenger RNA. RefSeq names its product Rqt4p (gene RQT4). Gene Ontology annotation, molecular function: zinc ion binding. Gene Ontology annotation, biological process: regulation of DNA-templated transcription. The transcript has a single exon. The coding region runs from base 1 to 1599 and encodes 532 amino acids. The record is from RefSeq and is a predicted model, not a curated record. Gene Ontology annotation, cellular component: nucleus. Lineage: Eukaryota; Fungi; Ascomycota; Saccharomycetes; Saccharomycetales; Saccharomycetaceae.